AUGGGAGCUAAUUGCUGCAUUGCUGCAAAGGAGAGGACACAGCCAUGCAUCACUCCAAUAGAAGUAUCAGCAUACAGGAAUGUGAGGCACUCGCCAUCAUGGAGCUUUCGAUGGGACAAUCGCACACAUAUAGAAGACAUAAUGGAUAUUCCUACUCUGUUCUCCAACCAUAGUAGUGGAAGCAUUCGGCCUGAUACAAAGAGUGGUUCCAUUGCCCCAACCGAAGGAUUUUCUAAUGGAAAUAGCCGUGGAACUAGCCCUUCCAAUGUGUUUCACGGAGCAAAGUGGCACAAAUCUGAUAAAAAAUUGGAAGCACCUAAGGUCACAAAGGCUGAUCCUCGAGCUGACCGCUCCACAGCAAGUAACUCUUCCCCUGAGGCAAAGCUUUCCAGGAAAUCACUGGACAUGUCAAGUGUUGCUUUAGUAUCCAGAGCAGAUCCAUCAUCCUCCAGGGGGCAUUCUCAACCUACAGAUUCAGAUUCGACGAAGAAAGCACGGCGGUCACCAGGGUAUCAAUUAUACAGACAGGUUUCGGACAGUAAAAUUCCAUCUCUCAGAUCUCUCAAUGAGAUAAGCUCUCCUGAAGGAAGGCCUUCCUCUUCCAUGCUAUCAGUCUGCAGCAAUGACUUAUCAGCAGCAGGAUCCUAUGGUGAGUCAUCUGAUGGUUGGUCAAUGCGCACAUUUUCUGAAAUGGUUGCAACAUCCCAAAGAGAGAGGUGGUCACUUGAUAGUGAGCUCUUGGGAUCCAUUUCUAGUAAAAUGACAAGAUCAAGUGCUUCGAAUUCUACUUCACUUCCCCCUGACCAAGAGGUGUGCAAGCUGUGUUUGAAGCUGUUAAAGGAGAGAUCGACAUGGAAUGGUCAGGAGCUGGCUGUUGUUGCUGUUUUGUUGUGUGGACAUGUGUACCAUGCUGACUGUCUGGACAGCAUAACUACAGAAGCUGACAAAUAUGAUCCUCCAUGCCCUGUAUGCACCCAUGGUGAGAAAUGUACAGUGAAGUUAUUUGGGAAGCUGGAAUCAAAGAUUAAGAACAAGAUACCAAAAAAUGUGGCAGUUGAUAUGAAUCCAGAUGGGAACAGUAAUAAGCACCAGAAGAAAGGUAGCAGGGAGCCCAGGUUAGGUACAAGUUCAAGCAUGAAGGAAGGAUCUUUAAGAGGAGGUGAACUCCCCAGCAUGCAAGCUAAUGGAGUAAAGACUGGCACAAGGGCUGCCGAGCAACCCACAUAUUUGGAAGUUUCUCCCAGCCAUCAUAUUCGGAUACUGGCGCAGAGCGCAUGGUAG
Miscanthus lutarioriparius is the source of this 1281-nucleotide messenger RNA. The record is from the annotation of a GenBank genome assembly. Lineage: Eukaryota; Viridiplantae; Streptophyta; Magnoliopsida; Poales; Poaceae.